This is a messenger RNA of Rhipicephalus sanguineus (brown dog tick), 1008 nucleotides long. Its product is annotated as glutathione S-transferase 1-like. Lineage: Eukaryota; Metazoa; Arthropoda; Arachnida; Ixodida; Ixodidae. The record is from RefSeq and is a predicted model, not a curated record. The transcript is spliced from 5 exons. Gene Ontology annotation, biological process: glutathione metabolic process. Bases 37 to 411 code for a protein of 124 amino acids. Gene Ontology annotation, molecular function: glutathione transferase activity.
ACAGCGGCCGGUACUGGUCCAAAGUAGUAGAGGACAAUGACAAUCGAACUGCACGCUGUUGUCACCAGAGAGCCUUGCUUCUUUAUCCGGAUGCUGGCAAAGCAUAUCGGCGUUGAACUCGAACUGAAGGCUCUUAAUUAUGACAAAGAGGGACGUCUGCCCGCGGAGUAUGCUAAGAUCAGUCGGUUACUCAAGGUUCCAGCAAUCAUUGAUGAUGGUUUCAUCUUGUACGAAAGUACUGCCAUCUGCUACUACCUGCUGAACAAGUAUGCACCGGUGUCCCCGCUCUAUCCGAAGGAAGUCGAGAAACGCGCUCGCAGUAGACCAGAUCUUGUGCACAGUGUCAAGCUUCGUGCCAACCUGUUGCAUCCUUCUACAUCCGAGGCAGUAUUGUCAAGAGGAAAAAGCUGACAGGAGACGCACUACGAACGUUCGAGGAUACAGUACUUCGUCCGCUGGAACAGCUGGUCGGCGAUAAAGCUUUUGCCGUCGGCGACGGACUGACGGUGGCGGACAUCCGCCUUGUCUCCUGCAUGGCGUGCUUUGUGCCUCUUCCCGUUGUAGACAAGACUAAGUUCAGCAAGUUGGUUUCUUACUACGAGCGAAUCAAGGCCUUGAUUCCAUGUUUUCACGAGACAUGCGGCUGGAUGCUUGAAGAACGCAGCAAGGAGUGGGAGACGUACGAGUGAGCUCCAUGUCGCGUCACAUAACUGAAGUGGCCAUGGAACUACCAUGCUAUUGAGCACUUUGUUUUGAUAGUCUUGCCGAUGUCUGCGCAAGUAAAGUAAUCAUCAAACAAUACAAUGUCUUUUGUGUAUUGCUCAAACCAGGUGACGUUGCGCAAUAUUUAACUUAAGCUUGUUUUGUGUUUUAUCUCUGCAUCUUUGAGAUGAAGAAGACGGUGAGUCUCGAUCCAAGUGAAAAAGUUUCUCGUGUCAGCAGCAAUACGAGAGGGGUCAUCGAAGUUGUUUUCGAACGGCGGCCACUCAUGUUACGUGUAAAUAAAUU